UCUAGUCGCGACGGUUCUCUCUGCGAGUGUGUUGUCCCGGUUCCGUAUUUUCCCCCAUUUUCAUCUUGUCUCCGAUUGGACAAGUGUGAUAAUGAGCAACAAUUGUCACUACCAGAUUAUUCUGAUUGCUCUCGCCGGAAGUGCCCUUCUGAUCGGAUUGUUCCUUCCUCCUUCGGUGGAAGCCGUUCGCUAUGUGCCCAAAUGGAAGAAACAGGCCUGCGAGAUCCCCUCGUCGCAGAAUGAGUACUCGCACUACGUGUGCGACGACAAUGGGGAUGUGAAGUGUCUGCCGGGAUGGCAGGGAGAUCUGUGUGACGUUCCGAUCUGCAAGAAGGGCUGCGAUCCACUGAAUGGGUACUGUAAGAGACCGGGCGAGUGCCGCUGCAAGUUGGGCUUCUAUGGAGAGAACUGUAAUCGCUGUAUUCCACUGCCCGGGUGUCAGCACGGUGGCUGUCAGGUUUCCUUCGAGUGCGUCUGCCAUAAGGGCUGGGACGGGAUAUUCUGCUCGGAACCGAUCUGCCGUGAGGACUGUCAUCCAUCUCGUGGUUACUGUGAAGCUCCCGGAGAGUGUCGUUGUCGAUUGGGAUGGGCUGGACCGACUUGUCGCGAUUGCCAGGUUCUACCGGGAUGUGUUCACGGAACAUGUGGCAAACCCCUGGAGUGCAAAUGUUUGCCCGGCUGGACUGGAAUUCUGUGUCAAACGGCUAUCUGCUCGCCAAAUUGCAGUCGGGAGCACGGCUAUUGUCGACGGCCUGGAGAGUGUCGUUGCCGUAUCGGAUGGAUGGGUAGCGAUUGCAACAAAUGUCACCCAUAUCCGGGUUGCAAAAAUGGAGACUGUCGUCGUCCCUGGGAAUGCAACUGUAAGCCUGGCUGGGGAGGAAUGUUGUGCGAUGAAGAACUCAACUACUGCGAAAAGAAUCCCAAUACCUGCGCUAACGGUGGCAAAUGUACUUCGUUGAUUAAGGACGACGGUUUCUUCCGAUGUGAGUGUCCUUCCGGAUACAAGGGCAAGAACUGUGAGAUCUUGCCACCCUCGAUGACCACCAGCAGUACGACUGAGGCUCCAACAACGACGGUUGCUUCAUCAGCUGGAAGCUCAGAAGAAGCUUCAACGAUGGGUUCUUCCAGCGAUGAGCACGACGAACCGGAACAGAUGACCAGCCUGAGGCUACAGCUGGGUAAUGUUACCACCCAAUAUCCGGGGGAGGAUUACCUGAACGAUGAGUUUAGUUCGGAAGACAUAGAUAAUGAAGCCUAGAAAAAAACCUUAUCGAAAA
Uranotaenia lowii is the source of this 1277-nucleotide messenger RNA. RefSeq names its product delta-like protein 1. Gene Ontology annotation, cellular component: membrane; extracellular region; cell surface. The record is from RefSeq and is a predicted model, not a curated record. Lineage: Eukaryota; Metazoa; Arthropoda; Insecta; Diptera; Culicidae. Gene Ontology annotation, molecular function: signaling receptor binding; calcium ion binding. The coding region runs from base 92 to 1258 and encodes 388 amino acids. Gene Ontology annotation, biological process: anatomical structure development; cell communication. The transcript is spliced from 4 exons.